CACACGCGCGCGCACACACACACCCACACACAAAUUUCUUUUUAAUUCAAUAUUUAAAAACAGCGAUCCCCCAUCCCAUAAGCAACUUUGAAGAGGCACGUGCAACUUGUUACGCAUGCGCUCUAUCUUCUCAAUGAUUGGCGUGUGCUUGUACUUUCUACUUUCCUUAACAACGGUCACCGGGGAGACUAGAUUGGGAAGACGCCCACUGCGGAUUGGCUGCCUCUGUCUUCAUCGCCGGCGGAGAACCACUAGAAGGGACAGGUCCGGGCAUUGCAGUGGUAGAGCUGGCUGUCCCAGAGCCCGGACGGGAGAGCGCUUGACAAGUGGCUCAGAAGGACAAAGAGAUGAUCAGCCCCCAAUCCAGCCAGAACCUGGGAAUUAAGAUGCAGCCGGAAUCUGAACAGCUCCCCCAAAUGCAGCAGGAACUGGAGAGGUGUCCCAGCUCGGUGGGUGAACUGGCCAUGAGGACUGAAACAGACGUGAUGUCUGAGUCUGACGCAGCGGCCACCACCUCUGUGGAAGUGGCUGAAGAUCCCGGAGCCAACUUGUUCCCGCCACCACUACCCCAGCCCCGGAUCUGUAUGUGGAAAUACCUGGACCUCCAUUCUAUGCACAGACUGGAGAAGGCAGCCACUGUGGAAGAGAUGAGAGAGGUGCUAGCUGAGCUCCUGGAGCUUGGCUAUCCUGAACAGAGCCUACGGGAUGCUAUUAUCUUGGACCUCUUUUCCUAUGCACUCAUCUUCUGCCGCCAGCAGGGCUUUUCACUAGAGCAGUCAUCAGCAGCUUGUGCCUUGCUCCAAGAUCUUCACAAGGCCUGUAUUGCCACCCCUUUGGGCAAUGUGGAGGAAUGUUACCGCUUCUUUACCAGCGUUCUCUUUUGCCAUGGAGUCAGGCGGCCCCCGUUCAGCAUCGACCUCUUUAAGGAGGAACAGCUGCUGGCACUGGCAGACUAUGUGGUCAACACCUACUUCCGCCACUUCAAGCUCUACAAAUACGUCUUUACACCCCAGGUUCGGCUGGACCUAUCUUUGACUUACAUGGGGCUACAGCUACCUAAGCCAGAGGAGAAAGAAGGCGAGGAGGCAGUGGAACAAGCAGCUACUCCACAGGAGCAAGAACCAGAGACUGAGAUCCAGCCAGAGCAACAGCCAAGCGAGGUGUGCAUCCUUCAAACCUACAUCAAGACGCAGCUGAGCAAGGAGCUGAGGCAGCUGCAGCAGCUGGUGGAGGAGCGGCUCAAGGAGAGUGAGGAGAGACUGAGCAGCAAACUGGCUGCCCUGGAGCGGCCCUACCAGCCACCUCCCAGCAAAGGCAAGACCAAGACCAAGUGAUCCCCAGCAUCUUCUCCAAUAAAGACCUGGACCAGAG
Messenger RNA from Microtus ochrogaster (prairie vole), 1371 nucleotides. RefSeq names its product cilia and flagella associated protein 119 (gene Cfap119). Lineage: Eukaryota; Metazoa; Chordata; Mammalia; Rodentia; Cricetidae. The record is from RefSeq and is a predicted model, not a curated record.